This is a messenger RNA of Dibothriocephalus latus, 612 nucleotides long. The record is from the annotation of a GenBank genome assembly. NCBI's taxonomy places the organism in Eukaryota, Metazoa, Platyhelminthes, Cestoda, Diphyllobothriidea, Diphyllobothriidae.
AUGAACCUACUACGACCUCUAUACACCAUCAUACUUACUAAUCUCCGUGUUCUUACUACCAUUUUAGAUGUCGUAGAUAUACUUAUUCACUGCGCUGGAUUUGCUGUCGCCAAGACCUUUCUAUCAACCCCGGCGGAGGCCUUCGAUGAACAGAUGGCUGUCUCCUACUUGGGUCCUGCCCACGUGACCAAAGUUCUCUUGCCAAAAAUGCUCAUACCGGCCGCAGAUGGCUCCGUGCAGCCAAAGGACAGACGUAUAGCCUUUUUCAGUAGUAUCGGUGGCCAGCUAAGCAUAUAUGGUUACUCGGGCUAUGCUGCCAGCAAGUUUGCUAUCAGGGGUUUCGCCGGCGUUCUGCGUCAGGAGCUGGAACCGACUGGCAUUCUUGUCACCACUGUCUACCCACCGGAUACUGACACGCCUGGUUUUGCUAACGAGAACAAAGACAAGCCGCAUGUCACGGAGAUAAUUAGCGGUCCCGCUGGUCUCUGGUCGCCCGAUGUUGUGGCCGCCCAUGUAAUGCACGACAUUCUCGUGGGUAGAGCUGAGAGCGUGCAGGGCGUUGUCGGCUGGGCAAUCCUCUUGGCAACUUCUGGCAUAAGUCUACCGCACGAG